AUGAAUCACAAAAGCGCGAGGUUGGAUAACGUGGCGCGCCCCACGACCUUCAAAGGAUCACUUCUCUGUUUGUCCUGCCUGUUCUUCCUGGCCCACCCCUUCAUCUUAGCACCCCAAAAUCUGCUCCCAGGUAUUGAACCCAACCGUCCUUAUGACAUCAGAAUCUUAGCUGAGGGGAGCCCAUCAAAUGAGGAAACCCAACUAGGGGAUGCAAAUCCACAAAGCGUGGGGGAAAAUAUAACACAUGAGAACAGCAUGCAGGAAAGCAGCACACAGGUGCACCAAAUCGAACCGACAAACACAUCCCAACAGGUACAUCCAACACAAGCGGUACUCCCAAAGGAAAAAAAAAAAGUCUGUAAUGGAAUCCCAAGAAAUCGAUUAGGGAGCUACAAAACGAGUAGUCCAAACUUGAAGAACCAAAUGAACAAACAAAAUGAAGAAAAAAUACAAUCACAAAAAAAUAAUGACCUCAACAAUGACGAAUACAAUCCUGAGCAAAGUAUAAAACUCACAGAAGAAGAAGUACGCACUAGGCUAAAUAAUUUAAAAGGAAUUGUCUCUAAGAAAGAUAUGUAUGUACUUUGGUUUAACUUCCAUAAUCACUUUGUACGAAGGUACUAUGCCAUGAUGGAAAAAGUAUGGAUGAAUGCAGAAUCUUUUGCAUCCCGCCAUAACAUCCCACAAGAAAAUUUGCAAGAACUUUGGUCGAGAGUCUAUGCCAAUCUCGUUACUGAACUUAGGAAAAAGAGUAAAAGUUGCGUAAAUGACUUUUACGAUUUAUUUGACAAAGGAGAGUGCACAUCUGAUGUGUACUUACCUUUCCUGGAGAGAAGAAAGAAAAUGUGGACCGAUGAUAGCAACAUGAUGAAGUUUCAGUGGUAA
Molecule: messenger RNA, 885 nt
Organism: Plasmodium cynomolgi strain B
Lineage: Eukaryota; Apicomplexa; Aconoidasida; Haemosporida; Plasmodiidae
Product: RAD protein
Exons: 2
Coding region: 1-885 (294 amino acids)
Source: RefSeq, a predicted model, not a curated record